Scophthalmus maximus (turbot) is the source of this 4506-nucleotide messenger RNA. RefSeq names its product BR serine/threonine kinase 2a (gene brsk2a). Gene Ontology annotation, cellular component: cytoplasm. The transcript has 19 exons. The record is from RefSeq and is a predicted model, not a curated record. NCBI's taxonomy places the organism in Eukaryota, Metazoa, Chordata, Actinopteri, Pleuronectiformes, Scophthalmidae. Gene Ontology annotation, molecular function: tau-protein kinase activity; ATP binding; protein serine/threonine kinase activity. Gene Ontology annotation, biological process: protein phosphorylation; intracellular signal transduction; microtubule cytoskeleton organization. The coding region runs from base 236 to 2212 and encodes 658 amino acids.
GAUCCGAGGCACUCGCAGCUCGUCUGCAGCGACAGGAGAGAAGACGAGGCGAGCGCAGAGGACCUCACCUCCUCAAGCAGCGAGUGAGGUAGGGAAGGAACGACCGAGAAGCGACAGAGGAGGACACGAGGCCGUGGAGUAAAACAAGAAGAAGAAGAAGAAGAAGAGGCGAGGAGUGUUUAAUUGUCUGCGCUCCGUUUGCAAAGUGUUUUCAUUUCACGCGCACAGAUUCGACAUGUCAUCGUCCGGCAAAGACAACAGCGGCGCCCAACACGCCAAUUACGUGGGACCUUACCGUUUGGAGAAGACGCUCGGGAAAGGACAGACAGGCUUGGUCAAGCUCGGGAUCCAUUGUGUAACAUGCCAGAAGGUCGCCAUAAAGAUUGUCAACCGCGAGAAACUCAGCGAGUCAGUACUAAUGAAGGUGGAGCGAGAAAUAGCUAUUCUGAAGCUCAUAGAACACCCACAUGUUUUAAAGCUACAUGACGUCUACGAAAAUAAAAAAUACUUGUACCUUGUGCUAGAACAUGUGUCGGGCGGUGAGCUGUUUGACUACUUGGUGAAGAAAGGCAGGUUAACGCCUAAAGAGGCCAGGAAAUUCUUCAGACAGAUCAUGUCUGCCCUGGAUUUUUGCCACAGUCAUUCCAUAUGCCACAGGGAUCUGAAGCCCGAGAACCUGUUGCUAGAUGAAAAGAACAACAUCAGGAUAGCAGACUUCGGCAUGGCCUCCCUUCAGGUCGGAGACAGUCUGCUGGAAACCAGCUGUGGAUCUCCACACUACGCCUGUCCGGAGGUCAUCAGGGGGGAGAAGUAUGACGGGAGGAAAGCAGACGUCUGGAGCUGUGGGGUCAUUCUUUUUGCCCUGUUGGUGGGCGCCCUGCCGUUUGAUGAUGACAACCUGAGGAAUCUUCUGGAGAAGGUGAAGUUGGGGGUGUUUCACAUGCCACACUUCAUCCCUCCGGACUGUCAGAAUCUUCUCCGUGGCAUGAUUGAAGUGGAUGCUGGCAAAAGACUAACGUUAGAACAGAUCCAGAAGCACACGUGGUACAUUGGGGGGAAGAACGAGCCGGAGCCAGAGCAGCCUGUGCCCAGGAAGGUGACGAUCCGCAGCCUGCCCUCCGCGGACGAUAUCGACCCGGACGUACUGGACAGCAUGCACUCCCUGGGCUGCUUCAGAGACAAAAACAAACUCAUGAAAGACCUGCUUUCAGACGAUGACAACCAAGAAAAGAUGAUCUACUUCCUGUUGCUGGACCGUAAGGAGAGAUAUCCAAGUCAGGAGGACCAGAACCUUCCCCCUCGUAAUGAGAUUGAUCCUCCAAAGAAGCGAGUGGACUCCCCCAUGUUGAACCGCCACGGGAAGAGGAGACCAGAGAGGAAGUCCAUGGAGGUCCUCAGCGUCACAGAUGGAGGCUCGCCCGUGCCGGCCAGGAGGGCUAUCGACAUGACGCAGCACGGACAAAGGUAUGCAUGGAGGUCGCGGUCUAUCAGCGGAGCCUCCUCCGGCCUCUCCACCAGCCCCCUCAGCAGCCCGCGGGUUACCCCUCACCCCUCCCCUCGAGGCAGCCCCCUCCCCACCCCAAAGGGCACCCCAGUGCACACUCCCAAGGACAGCCCAUGCGGGACCCCCACCCCAACGCCACCCCCCAGCCCGUCCAUCGGAGGCAUGCCGUGGAGGACGCGCCUCAACUCCAUCAAGAACAGCUUCCUGGGCUCACCACGCUUCCACCGCAGGAAACUCCAAGUUCCCACGCAAGAGGAGAUGUCCAGCCUCACACCAGAGUCUUCCCCAGAACUUGCCAAAAAAUCCUGGUUUGGUAACUUCAUCAACCUGGAAAAGGAGGAGCAGAUCUUCAUUGUCAUCAAAGACAAGCCUCUCAGCUCCAUCAAGGCAGACAUUGUUCAAGCCUUUCUCUCGAUUCCCAGCCUAAGCCACAGUGUGAUUUCUCAGACCAGUUUUCGAGCAGAGUACAAGUCCACGGCCGGCCCGACAGUCUUCCAGAAGCCGGUCAAAUUCCAGGUGGACAUCACCUACACGGAGAGCACGGCUGCAACGAAGGAGAAUGGCAUCUACUCCGUCACCUUCACCCUGCUCUCAGGACCCAGCCGGCGCUUUAAGCGAGUAGUGGAGACGAUUCAGGGUCAGUUGUUAAGCACACACGACCAGCCUGGGGUCCAACAGCUGUCUGGAAUUAUCCAGAAAUCCUAUUAAGUCCCUCCUCCUGCUCUGCCCGCCCCUCCUUCCUUCGACCACCCCCCCCCCCCCCCCCCCCCCCCCCCCCCCCCUCCUGAGCGCCGAGAGAGACGGGGCAUCGUCUGUUGACGGAGGACUGCUUUCAGAGGUGCGCUCAGACGUGGGGCGGCGGGGGGUUACCAUGGAAACAGACCCCUUCACGCAGACUUCUACCUUCGUCUCCCUCUGUGCCCCCUUUGUACACCUCUGGCAGCCGUCGAUAGAAGUAGUUGAAAAAUACCUUUAGUGUACACCUCCCCUCCCCAUCUUGGAAACAUGGUAACACACAUGUGCAGCACAACUCAUCCACACACAUCCCAAUGAAACGAGACACGAACCCUCCCCUCAUGCUACCCCCUGCCCCCCCGACGCCUUCCCUCUUUUUUUCGAGCUCAAGGAGCAUUGAUUAAUUGGGGAAACUAUACAACACUAUAUACAAAUAAAAAAAUGUGCACGCGUACACGCACAGGUGCAGUGUGCACAGAAAACUCUGGGAUGUAUUAACACAGAACAUGAAGAACAACAACAACAACAACAACAAAAAGAAGAAGACGUGCAGACAAACUGAUUCCGAGGAGGAGAGAAGGGGUGUGGGAGUUUUGUGGAAAAGCCGACGCGGACGCUUGCUGGAUUGUAUUUGUUUGCUUUUUAAAUGUACUUUCUUUGUGAAGAACUGGGUUUCAAAAUAUUAAUGGACUUUAUUAGACUCAAUACUAUUGCUGCAAAUGGACUGGAAUUUGUGAUUCCAGAGGGGAGCCGGGGGUGCGAGCAGAGCCAGGGCGGUGGGUGAUGAGAUGACAGUAUCGGGGGGCGGGGGAGGGGGGGGAGGGUUUAUGUGGGUAUUUAAAAUGAAUGAUCUAUUCUGUUGUACAGACUGAUAUCAUUUCUUAUGUAAAAAAAAAAAGAAGAAAUGUCUAGUUGUGACACUAUGUUUAGAUACCAUAGGGACGGGUUGGUAAACCUGCACCUGCCACAUACUGUCAUUUUAAAUUCUUCUGUGUAUUUCUUCUGUUAAAUUGAUCAUCGACCUGAUUAUCACCCAACACAUUCCUGCUCCCUGUUAUAUGCAGCACUUUUGUUGUCUUUCGGUUUUCCAUUCACACCUCUCUCUUCGUCUUACUCACCAGCAGUAGGAGUAGAGGAACGGAAGAAAAAAAAAAACGAUGACAUGAUAAAUGCAAUUGUGGAUAUUUUUGUAUUUUUUUCGUCCCUAUUUAUUCCAACGUUUGUUCAUCUCGCCGUCCGACUUCCUAAUUUAUUGUUACUUGGCUAUUUAUAUGAACAAAGCUGUUAGGUCAGUUGAAUGUUAUUUAUUACCCUCUUGUGUGUUUGUAAAUGGGGCAACAUUUGAAGAAAAGACAAAGAUUUAUUUUCUUUUGUUUGGACUUUUAACAGAAUUAUGUGAACAUUGACACUGUCGCAAGUUCUCUUUUCCCUGACCUGAAAAGAGAACUUGCGCGAUCUCUUGGGGGGGAAAAAAUGAUUUACCAGUAAUUUAAGAAUGUAGACUUAGCCUCUUUUUGGAGAGGGAAUAUGCUCUUCUAUCGAUAUUUGUCAGUUUCAUAUUAAUAGUACGUGUAGGCCAGGCCUGGGGAGAAGGACGCCACAGAUCCCGACAUACUUCUUCUUCUCUUUGUAAAUAGACGGACGGACCAUGACGGUCGAUCGUCUUCUCAACCGCGCCGGGGAUUUCCUGCUCUAUGCUUUUAGCUUGUAUCGCUGUGUGCAUGUCCAACACGAGCUUUUCUUUGCAUGGCUUUAGUGUUAAUGUUCCAUGCCAAACUCCCCCCUUCUCUCAGCGUUUCGUCGAUUUCUCCACAAAACUACUAUGUUUUCAAUUCCCCCCUCCGUCCCUCUCUCUUUCACCCUCUAUCUACUUUUAUUUCUUGCCCCCUCUUUCUCUCUCUCUCUUUUCCUUUUUUUUUUUUUUUUUUUAAUCGUCCCCUUUCUCCUCCUCUUAUCUUGUGCACAAAGUGAAACGAUGCUUCCUCUCCGGAAGGCUCGGAGGGUCUGGGCUCUCUCUCUACCAGUGGUAGGCAAAGGCACAGGGAGGGGAUAUCAGUAGUACAAAACACAAAGCAAUACCCUAUUGUUCACCCUCCUUUCUGUUUUCUACAAUGGGAAGCUAGCAGCACUAAGGACAUCCAGUGGUCCAGAGGCCCAGGGCGGCCUUUCGACAGAGCAGGAACAAAAAACGACUGAUGUAAUCCCCAUAAUAACACGACUGUGAGCAUCUUCAAUGCUGAAACAAAUAAACUCAUUCAGUUACUGUG